CCGCACGCACGCAUGUAUAAACGCUUAAACGCUUGGGCUUACCCCUACGGAGACUUUGAUUUCUCAUCGAAUACCUGGCAAGGGCGUGUUGAAACAUACGUGUUACCUGUAGCUUCAGGAUGGCGUCUGAUGAAAGUCCCACCCCGAGCGGACAUCGGUUCAACAAUAUCUCCGUCUCUGGUGGGAAAGCUCACUUGGGAGAUGCGCACUAUCACUACACCAGCGAGGAUCCCUCGAAAGAGCUUGAAAAGAAAAUCGACGCCUGUCGAAAUGAAUUACUCCUCACCGAUCCACUCAUUGAUCUAGAGACCCUCAAAAGCAGCAAAGGCGAACGGACCCAAGGCACUUGCGAAUGGAUUAGAGAUAAUGGAUCCUACAAACAUUGGCUUCAUGGUGACUCACAAUGUCUUUGGAUUUGUGGUGGUCCUGGCAAAGGAAAAACAAUGCUCUCAAUUUUUCUCACCGAGGAGCUUGAGAGACACACCAAAGAGAUGGAAUCCACAGAAACUCUGUAUUACUUUUGCAGUCAUCAAGACAAGAAGCGCAACAGCGCUGUGACCGUUCUCAGGAGCCUGGUGUACCAACUGCUAACGAAGCGUCGGGAUCUAUUCACGUCUGUCUCAUCAUACUUUGAAAGCCCGGAAAAAACUCGAAUGACGUUAUCAUCCCCGGACUUUCUCUGGGUUAUAUUGAGAACGCUCGUACAAUCCAAACCCGGCUUAAUCUUUUGCGUACUCGAUGGACUCGACGAAUGCGACGACGCGUCAUUAAGACUACUCACCACCAAAUUUCACAAGUACUUCUCAUCGGGCCACUCAAUACAGUCCCAUAGGGGUCUCAAAUUAGCGAUUGUCAGUCGGAGGAUCUCUGGGCUGGCGGCUUUCCCGCAGGUGAAGCUAGAUCCUGACAACGACGAGCACGUGAGCCAUGAUAUUCAACAGUUCAUUACCGCUAGCAUUCAAAAGCUGGAAAAGAUACCCGAUUUCAACAAGAUCCGUCAGAAAGUGGAGACUACUCUUCUGGAACGAGCCCAAGGUACUUUCUUAUGGGUCGGCUUCGUGGUGGCUGAGCUGUCGAAGAAACAAACACGCACCGGAAUCGAGGAGUCAUUGGAGGAUCUUCCGCCUGGACUAGAUGCGAUCUACAGCCGCAUGUUACUGCAAGCCAAAAGAAGUUGGGAGGCAGAAAGCACUCAGCCGCCCGUUAUACGCGAAAUACUGUGUUGGGUUACUAUGGCCGUUCGUCCUUUGAAGCUACAAGAGUUGACAGCGGCCAUCGCCUUUUCUACUGUGAUUAGCGACGAGCAGACCAUCCGUGACCAGAUCACUUUGUGUGAGCCAAUCCUCAAGGUCCAAGACCUGUUAGUCAGACUUGUCCACCAAUCAGCUAGUGAUUAUUUCUUGCGGGAAAAGCUCGAUGACAACCGAAUAUUGGAAGGAUACCGCGUCAAAGCAGCAGAAGCACAUGCUGAAAUAGCAAGAACUUGCAUGGACUAUAUUGAGAAGAGCAACCUGUGCCAUAAGACUCUGGAUAUUGAAGACGCAUCAGUUCUGCAGAAAUCACCACUGUUGAACUACGCAGUACUGCAUUGGCCGGAACAUGCCAAAUGUCCUUCAACACACGCGGAGAGGGAUUACCACCUUUCACGGCCUCUCUUUCAGGAGACGUCACUUGUACGGAUAAACUGGUGGUGCGCCUACCGAGCUGUUAAUCAAUAUGGCCCAUUAUUUAAAUUGAUAAGCACGCAAAAAAGCGAUGAUCUGCCUCUGUUGGGCCUCGCUUGCUAUUUCGGGAUCGAUCAAUUGGCUCGGAACCUGCUGAUGGAGGCUUGGCAUAUUAGGUUUCGGAAGCAACUGAGGAAGGCUGGGCAUCUCCAAUUUUGGAAUCUCCAAUUUCGAAUAUUCUCUGGAGUAAGAGCAGACAUGGCGCUGACAUUGGCCGCUGGGGGAGGACACAUGACUAUUGUGCAGCUACUACUCACGAAGGGGGCUGAUAUCAAUGCGGAGAACUUGUGGGGCGGUACGGUGCUAAUUGAGGCUGCCGAGGGGGGACAUGAGGCUAUUGUGCAGCUACUAAUCGCGAAGGGUGCCGAUGUCAAUGCAACAGGCGGAAAGGCGCUAGCCAAGGCUGCCGAGAGGGGACACGAGGCUAUUGUGCAGCUACUAAUCGCGAAGGGUGCCGAUGUCAAUGCAACAGGCGGAAAGGCGCUAGCCAAGGCUGCCGAGAGGGGACACGAGGCUAUUGUGCAGCUACUAAUCGCGAAGGGUGCCGAUGUCAAUGCAACAGGCGGAAAGGCGCUAGCCAAGGCUGCCGAGAGGGGACACGAGGCUAUUGUGCAGCUACUAAUCGCGAAGGGUGCCGAUGUCAAUGCAACAGGCGGAAAGGCGCUAGCCAAGGCUGCCGAGAGGGGACACGAGGCUAUUGUGCAGCUACUAAUCGCGAAGGGUGCCGAUGUCAAUGCAACAGGCGGAAAGGCGCUAGCCAAGGCUGCCGAGAGGGGACACGAGGCUAUUGUGCAGCUACUAAUCGCGAAGGGUGCCGAUGUCAAUGCAACAGGCGGAAAGGCGCUAGCCAAGGCUGCCGAGAGGGGACACGAGGCUAUUGUGCAGCUACUAAUCGCGAAGGGUGCCGAUGUCAAUGCAACAGGCGGAAAGGCGCUAGCCAAGGCUGCCGAGAGGGGACACGAGGCUAUUGUGCAGCUACUAAUCGCGAAGGGUGCCGAUGUCAAUGCAACAGGCGGAAAGGCGCUAGCCAAGGCUGCCGAGAGGGGACACGAGGCUAUUGUGCAGCUACUAAUCGCGAAGGGUGCCGAUGUCAAUGCAACAGGCGGAAAGGCGCUAGCCAAGGCUGCCGAGAGGGGACAUGAGGCUAUUGUGCAGCUACUAAUCGCGAAGGGUGCCGAUGUCAAUGCAACAGGCGGAAAGGCGCUAGCCAAGGCUGCCGAGAGGGGGCACGAGGCUAUUGUGCAGCUACUAAUCGCGAAGGGUGCCGAUGUCAAUGCAACAGGCGGAAAGGCGCUAGCCAAGGCUGCCGAGAGGGGACACGAGGCUAUUGUGCAGCUACUAAUCGCGAAGGGUGCCGAUAUCAAUGCAGGAGGCGGAGAGGCGCUAGCCGGGGCUACCUUAGGAGGACACGAGCCUAUCAUGCAGAUGCUAAUCGCGAAGGGUGCCGAUAUCAACGCAGGAGGCGGAGAGGUGCUAGCCAAGGCUGCCUUUAUGGGACACGAGGCUAUCGUGCAGCUGCUAAUCGCGAAUGGUGCGGAUGUUAAUGCGAAGGACAUGUGGGGUGGUACGGCUCUGAAAGUGGCCGCCGGGGGGGGAUACAAGAAUAUUGUGCAGCUGCUACUCUCAAAUGGUGUCAAUAUAAACGCAAGAGGCGGAGAGGCGCUAGUCAUGGCUGCCUCUAUGGGACACGAGGCUAUCGUGCAGCUGCUAAUCGCGAAUGGUGCGGAUGUUAAUGCGGGAGGCUUAUCAGGCAGGACGGCGCUAAGGUUGGCCACCGAGAAAGGACACCAGACCAUCGUGCAGCUGCUAGAAUCUGCUGGUGCAUGUUGAAUCUUCGAGCCGCCUCGCUCUAAUGUAUAACAUGAUUCCCAUACGUGCUAACAUACAAACGGUUUUCAUGUAUCACUGAAUCGAU
Molecule: messenger RNA, 3639 nt
Organism: Penicillium brasilianum
Lineage: Eukaryota; Fungi; Ascomycota; Eurotiomycetes; Eurotiales; Aspergillaceae
Source: the annotation of a GenBank genome assembly